Messenger RNA from Ornithorhynchus anatinus (platypus), 7695 nucleotides. RefSeq names its product SAM and SH3 domain containing 1 (gene SASH1). The coding region runs from base 74 to 4540 and encodes 1488 amino acids. Gene Ontology annotation, molecular function: protein binding. The record is from RefSeq and is a predicted model, not a curated record. The transcript has 20 exons. Lineage: Eukaryota; Metazoa; Chordata; Mammalia; Monotremata; Ornithorhynchidae.
CUCUGGUCCCCCGGGAGAAGAGGAGGCUCCCAAGUUGCGGGGCGUCCCGCGGGCCGGGUGGGGGUGUCCGGCCAUGUGCGCCCACGUAGUGUACGAGUGGCUGAAGACCCUGCGGCUGCCCCAGUACGCGGAGUCCUUCGUGGACAACGGCUACGACGACCUGGAGGUGUGCAAGGAGAUCGGGGACCCCGACCUCGACGCCAUCGGGGUGUCGGCCCCCCGACACCGGCGCCGCAUCCAGCAGGCGGUGCGGAGGCUCCGGCUGGACGGAGAGAGGGCCUCCGGCCUCUACUUCACCCUGGAGCCCCCCCGGGACCCCCCGGAGCCCCCGGAGCCCCCCGACGGCCUCCGGUCCUGCCCCCGGGCCCCGCUGACCUACCCCAAAUUGAGACUGAAGAUCAUGAUCAGGGAUAAGCUGGUCCGGGACGGCAUCCACCUGAGCAAGCCUCCCUACUCCCACAAGGAUGGUUCCCUGGGAAACAUCGAUGACCUGGCCCAGCAGUAUGCAGAUUACUACAACACGUGUUUUACUGACGUAUGUGAAAGGAUGGAAGAGCUGCGCAAAAGAAGGGUUUCCCAAGACCUCGAUGUGGAGAAACCCGAUGCCAUCCCCACGUCACUACAGCUGCGAUCCCAGAUUGAAGAAUCGCUUGGCUUCAGUAGUGCAGUUUCAACACCAGAAGCAGAAAGAAAGCUUCCCCCUCUUCAUAAGUCCAGUUCAGAAGAGGGCUCUUUCGGAAAAGGGGACUGGAAGAAGAAGAAUAAGUUUUUCUGGCAGAACUUCCGAAAGAACCAGAAAGGCAUAAUGAGACAAACUUCUAAAGGAGAGGAUGUUGGCUACGUGGCAAGUGAGAUUACAAUGAGUGAUGAAGAACGUAUUCAGCUGAUGAUGAUGGUCAAAGAAAAGAUGAUCACCAUUGAGGAAGCACUUGCAAGGCUUAAGGAAUAUGAGUCCCAGCAUCGGCAGUCUGGGUCCUUGGAUCCUGCAGACUGGCCCGAUGGCUCUUUCCCAACAUUCGAUGGAUCGUCGAACUGCAAUUCAAGAGAACAAUCGGAUGAUGAAACAGAGGAGGCGGUGAAGUUUAAGAGGUUACACAAGCUGGUUAACUCUACUCGCAGAGUCAGAAAGAAACUAAUUAGGGUGGAAGAAAUGAAAAAGCCCAACACUGAAGGUGUGGAAGAACAGCCUCUUGACAGCUGUCCAAUCCUGGACGACAGGUCAGCACUUUACUCUGGAGUUCACAAGAAGCCAUUCAGUUGUGAUGGCUCCCCUGAACAGCCACCAGAGGAGGAUUCGGACCCCCUGACCCCCUCUCCUUCGUCCAGCAGCCUAGACACCUGGAGUACCAGCCGCAAGCUGGUCAAGACCUUCAGUAAAGGAGACAGCCGGGGCCUGAUUAAGCCUCCCAAGAAGAUGGGGACGUUUUUCUCCUACCCAGAGGAGGAGAAGGCUCAGAAAGUCUGCCGCUCCCUCACUGAUGGGGAGAUGAGGAAGGGCCUUGGCUCUCUGAGCCAUGGGGUAAGUACCGAGAGCGUUUGCUUUUAUGACAGCAACAGACACAAGCACCACCUUCUGGUGUCCCUAGAGGAGAUUCAGAGUGUCAGGAAGCAAAUCCGGUUGAAGAAAAUGGAUACUAAUUAUUCCUGUUCCAGAGCUUUCCUCUGCCAGCGCCCUUCCAGGAAAGGAAUAUCAGCCACAACUUGUGACCUCCAGCUGCUCCGGCAGAAAGCCAAAGGAGGAGGCAGCUGUGGCUUCCCCAACAGAAGGCUGAGAGGUCGCAACUCUGUCAGUGAGUUCAAUAUCACCUAUGUGGUGGAGAGAAGUCUGUACAGUCACCUCAACCUGACCCAGCUGGUGCGUCCUGUAACUGACAGGACCCUGAGUAAGGCUGACAAGCAGGACCUGAGGCGGUGCUUGCUGGAGGAGGAGGAGGCGGCCAAGAGAAAAUGGGCCGCCACAGUGGACCGCUGUACUAAACGGGUUCUUUUGAGAAUCCACCAGAAGUCUAGAACCUGCAGUUUUGGAGGAUUUGACUUGACAAAUCGUUCUCUGCACAUUGGGAAUAAUAAUUCUGACCCAAUGGACAAAGGGGGAGAUUUUGUGUACAAGGAAGUGAUCAAAUCACCCACUGCCUCCCGGAUUUCUCUUGGAAAAAAGGUGAAAUCAGUUAAAGAGACCAUGAGGAAACGAAUGUCUAAAAAAUACAGCAACUCUGUCCCUGAGCAGGACUGCGGCCCUCAUGGAAUGCCCGGUUCCCCUCAACCUGCUCAGCCUGAUACGGAUUCCCUGGACAAGCCCAAGCUGAAAGCAGGUGGUUCAGUGGAGAGUCUGAGGAGUUCUCUGAGUGGGCAGAGUUCGAUGAGUGGUCAGACGGUGAGCACAACAGAUUCUUCAACCAGUAACAGGGAGAGCGUGAAAUCUGAAGAUGGAGAUGAGGAAGAACCUCCCUAUCGUGGGCCAUUUUGUGGGCGAGCCAGGGUGCACACUGAUUUUACACCCAGCCCCUACGAUACAGACUCUCUGAAACUUAAGAAAGGCGACAUCAUUGACAUUAUCAGCAAGCCUCCGAUGGGAACCUGGAUGGGUCUGUUGAACAACAAAGUCGGUACUUUCAAAUUUAUCUACGUGGAUGUGCUGAACGAAGAGGAGGAGAAGCCCAAGCGUCCCCAUAGGAGGCGGCAGAAAGGAAGACCCCCACAGCCCAAAUCCGUAGAGGACCUGCUUGACCGCAUCAAUUUAAAAGAGCACAUGCCCACUUUCCUGUUUAAUGGCUAUGAAGACCUGGAUACCUUCAAGCUCCUGGAGGAGGAAGACUUGGAUGAGUUGAACAUUAGGGACCCUGAACACCGAGCUGUUCUCUUAACUGCAGUGGAGCUGUUACAGGAAUAUGAUAGUAAUAGUGACCAGUCUGGUUCUCAAGAGAAGCUUCUAAUCGACAGCCAGGGCCUGAGUGGAUGCUCGCCCAGGGACUCUGGCUGCUAUGAGAGCAGUGAAAACCUGGAGAACGGCAAGACCCGGAAGACUGGACCUCUGCCCACCAAAUCAUCGACCGAGCCCAAUUUUAAGGACUUCAGCAGAAAUCAGCUGGCCAACUACCCAACGCUGCCUUUAACAAAAUCAGUAGAAGCUUUAAAAGGGGGAGAGAAGGAAACCAGACUAUGUGGCAUCCACACCCCUCCUGCUCCUAAGAGCAGUGUCCAGCCCCCUUGUGCCACUGUGGCAAAGAAAAACCGCAGAAGCCUACCCGUUUCCAUCUGUAGGAGCUGUGAAGCCCUGGAUGGCCCCCAGACAGCGGAGAUCUGGCCAAGAUCGCACUCCCUCGAUGACCUCCAAGGGGAGCCUGAUGCUGAACAAGAUGGGCCUGGCAAGGAAACAGAGUCCCCCCCUCAGGGUGGGCCAGAGGUGCCCCUAAAAAUGACCUCCACCGGGAAGCCUAGAACAGUUCCUGGGAACCGUGCAGUUGAGGAGGCCCCACCGCUCACCCAAAGCAAGAGAUGGUCUGAACCUCAGAAGGCCCAAACAAAGAAAGUGGACUGUUCAACUGGCACUUCUGUGCAUGGAACUCCUCCCCCGCUCCUGCCUAAAAGCUAUGAAUCCCAACCUUCUUCAGUUAAACACGCUUUAACCAGGAUGCCUCUACCAUGCCACCUAAAAAUUCAAGGAGGAACUAAUAAUCUCCCGCUCCCCCCAAAAGGCAUAGAAACAGAGCAGAAGGGGUCACACGAACUAAGAACUCAAUCCAAAAAUCCUUCCCAGCCGCCACCGGUUCCUGCCAAAAAGAGCAGGGAACGCCUCUCCAAUGGGCUCCACCAUCCUUCCGUGCCUCACACUGGGUCUGUUCCCUGUCCAGGUGCCCCAUACCUGCCAGUUAAAAAGAGCAGCCCCAGUAGCUCUGCUGACUGUCAAUCUGGGCAGGCGGGCAAGCCAUCCUCAGAGCAGGAGCCCAGCCCCCCAGCAAGCAUUCGGCCACCCUGGCUGUCGGAGCUCCCAGAAAUGACCAGUGUUCAAGAGCACGGAGUCCGGCUGGGCCCUGCUUUGACGAGGAAGGUCUCUUGUGCCAGAGGGGUAGAUCUGGAAAUGCUGAUUGAAAAUAAGUUACAAGCUGAGGGGAUCGAUCUCACUGAGGAACCAUAUUCAGAUAAGCAUGGACGCUGUGGGAUUCCUGAAGCUCUGGUCCAGAGAUAUGCUGAAGACUUAGAUCAACCUGAGAAGGACAUUGCUACAAAUAUGGACCAAAUCCGGGUGAAGCAACUGAGGAAACAGCAUCGCAUGGCAAUUCCGAGUGGAGGACUCACGGAAAUCUGCAGGAAGCCAGUCUCUCCCGGGUGUAUAACAUCCAUCUCCGAUUGGCUGAUUUCCAUCGGUCUGCCCAUGUAUGCCAGUACUCUAACUGAAGCAGGAUUCACCACACUGAGCAAAGUGCCUUCUCUGUCACAAACUUGCCUACAGGAGGCUGGCAUCACAGAGGAGAGACACCUAAGCAAGCUCAUAGCAGCUGCCAGACUCUUCAAACUGCCCCUGAACCCGGAGGCCAUGUAACCUGAUGUGAAACUGGUGCUGCCAAAAUGAGAGUCACCCUUUCACUGUGCUUAUUACUCUGAUGCAAUUUCUCCAGAUCAGGGCCCCAGUGGGAGACAACAGAUGAAUAUGACAAAGCGAAAAUCUCUUUCCUAGUGGACUGGGAAUCUUCCCUCUCUCAAGAGCAGCCACCACAAGGUAAAAGAGGUGUGGUACUCUAACCCCCAAAGAAUUAAGACAAAUGGUUUUCUUCAAAGCACACUUGAAUUAAGGUGCAACUUGUCACUGAUGCUGUUCCUCAAGUUUGUCUUGUGGGGUAGGGAUAAGUAAAGGGGGAGCUAUCCACCUGCUUAAAACGCCCAUGUCUUCAUCAUCCUCUUGGGUCUCAAAAAGAGGUUUAGGACCAUACAGGCUGUAGCUAGGCCAAAGUAAUAGACUCUGAAAUUAGUUUAUGGCAUUGACCACUUCCAGUCAUUCAGGUACAAUUAAAUCAGAAUGCACCAGGAACUUUUUUUUUCCUUUGAUAGGGAACAGAGUCAUUUUAUAACUGCUUCCAGCAAUCGGCUUUUAGUUUCUUAAAAAUAAGCUUUUGAGUGGUUGCUAACUGUUAUUCCACUGAUUUGUAACUAUUUCCAAAUCCUCAGCUUAGACUUCCGUCUAAUAUACUUGGAAUGAUUUCAUAAAAAAAUUUGCUUUCUGAAGAGCUUCAUUUGAACACGCUCCAUGUACUUAGAGGUGCUUUUCAGAGACAAGCAUUAUACUGGGUUUCACUUGAUAGCGACUAACUACAGGUUCAAUGAAGUCAAUCUAAGAUUUAAAGAGACAUCAUUCCUUGUGUGUAUAUAUAUAUGUAUAAUAAUGGCUUUUCAUUUUAAUCAUUUUAGUACUGUUAUAUUGUCAAUCAUUAUGCUCAAUUUUCUGCAGCUUUGACUUGGUAUCCUGACCAUAUCCAUUCCAAAUUCUUUGAGUUUUAGAUAAGCCACCUGUAUAAACUAAUUUAAUUUCCCAAUAAUAGAUUUCAGUAUUAAAAACUUUGUGGCACUUUGAAUUAGACCAUCAAAAUAUAUUUAAUUCCCCCAUUUCUCAUUUGGAGAUGGCUAGUGGUUUAGAACAUUGAAAAACAUGAAAAGUAGUUUCAAAAGAUUUAAUGUAAAAGAUUUCAGUUAGUUCUGUCCUCUUCAAUAAACAUCAAGAAUUAUGAGCUGCAGCUAGAUGAUUUUACUGUCAUUAAUACUCUACAUUUCUUUACCCUUUACCAUGAGCAUUGAACCAGGCAUAAAGUGUCAAGUUCAAAAUACGGAAAUGGUGUACUAGGGAUUUGAUUAAAAGUUACUAGUACUUUUAAUUACUAACAAAAUAAAUGAGAUAAAAUAUCCCAGUAAAGUUCACUAUUGCAUCUAGUGCAUCUCUGCAUUUGCUUUCAACCCCGUUAGGCAUGUAUCUCAGGAAACCAGAAGAAUUUGAACGAGAUGAGACAGGUUUGAAAGUUUUGUUCUGUAACAAAGAGUGUUUCCAAAUAGCUAAUUAAACCAGAUGAUAUCCUGGGAUAAAGACUUGGAAACAGUGUGUUUGCUCCUCAGGAACGACAACAGUUUUCAGAAAUGCCACAUGAAAUGAAAGUUGCUGGAAUAUAGCAUGACAGUUGUUAAAGUCACCAGAUUUCCCCUGAAUCUUUAAAGUUUCCCCAGCAAGCAAUCUGAAGUCUUCCAUUCAUGUGCCUUACCCAGGGUUUACCACUUGGAAUUCACAAGAGUGGGAGAUUGCUCACAUGAUUGGGUAGAUUUGACACGAUGUGAGGGGACAUUAAAAACAUGUGUGGAGAAAUCCUUCCAGCCUGCCUUGAUGAAGUUUGGACAUAAGAAUAUGAGAGUGAGAGGGAGAGAGCAAGCGAGUGAGAGAGAUGACCUCUGUAUAGCUGUGAUAGCUACAUACCAGCUAUAUCUAUAUCAAGCCAGAUAUAUUCUAUAUUGAACCCUGUGAGAUCCAAGAAAGAAAUAUAAGUUGUCAAAAUUCAGGGAAGCAAGCCUCCUCAUCUGAAUUACUGAAGAACAUUUGCUUUCCCAGAGGUUUUAAAAAAUAUUUACCUCUGAAGAGCAAAAGCUAUUAGGAUUCAAGUAAUUCACAGAAUCAAUCUAUACUUCCAGAGCCUUCUCUGCCUUUGAAACAAUUGCUCUGCCUCGAAAAAGUCAAAUCCGCACCCACGAGUAGUUCAGUGAGGUGGCCUUUUCAAUUUGAAGAUUUUUUUAAAUAUUACUUUUUUAUGUGGUUUUGAUAUUUUGUAUUUGUUUGGUCUCCUUUUGCACUGUACUUGAUCCUACAACAGCCUUAAAAUUCUCUAUGUGAACUUCUACCUAGCUUUAAUUGGCUAAGCCUGUAGAUGUCAGACAGACAAACUAUAGGAGACAUCAGCAAUGCUGUAUCCAGGUUUCAAUCAGUUUACCUAACUACAGAGUUCUGAGCAAAGGUUCAGAUGGUGUUGGCUUUUGGGAAGCACAAAAAAACUCUUGAGAAGAUUCUACAUGUCCUUGGUGGGCAGUCUCUUACUUCAGAAGCUGAAUGGCAAGGAAUGCAACCAGCCCCUGAUAUUUCCCCCUUUGCCAAAUGAUUUGAUAAAGCCUCAUUAGUGUCUUGAGGGCCUGUUCUCCUUAAUCCUGGAUUUGGGUGCACAGGGAGAGCACUGCUGCAUGGGAAAUGAUUACAUGCUACAGCAUAAACACGGUCUCCAAGUGCAGCAGUAGAGGUCAAUUCACCAAGUCACCGCUGUCUAGACUAGUAAUACUGUAUUAUUUGCCGACGCAUAGUACUCAAAAGUCCAAGUUACCUUUACUCUCAAUUGACAACUUUAGGGGAAACAAGAAGUGUCAAGCAAGUCGUAUAACAACUAACAAUGUUGCACUUUCUGUAUAUGAAAUCAAUAUUUAAAUAACUUAUUUUUCUCCAUUGCUGUUCUUAAACAAUGUAAGUAGCUGUAAUAUACCAGUACCAAUAUGUUCUUGCAAUUUGCUUCCGCCCGAGAAAGCUGUGUAUUGUUAAAAAAAAAAUGAAUGUGUAAAGAUUAUUGUGCUGUUUCUUUUAGCAAAAUAUGGUGGACAAAAGGGUUUUCCUGUGUAUCAAAACUUGUCUAUAAUUACGUCAUACUGUUCAUAGAAAAAAAAGUAAAUAAAUUUCUCCAGUUG